AUGGCAUCUACAGUGCCUUAUGACGCUUACGAUAACGAUGUUGACAAUAAUCCAUUCUCCGAACCUUCGGAAGAGAAUCUUGGUGUUGCGGUAGCAAAUAACGAGGAGGCAGGAGCAGUAGUAGAUACUGGUGCUCCUGCAAUGGCAGGAACUCCGAAAGAUUUGAGUGCAAAUGUGAAUGCAGAUUCCCAAUCAUUGCCAGAUUUUUUACCAGAGCGCAAGUCCAAAAAGUACCAUAUAGUUGCCAAGAUAACAGGGCUAGAACGAACUGGCUCUUUAACUGCUCGCAAAGAAUCACCUACAAUCAUAUUUGAUGUCUCUACAAAUCUCCCCACGUUUCGCAAGUCGCAGCAUAAGAAUGUUAAGAAGACGUACGAUGAGUUUCAGGCACUAUUUAACUACUUAAGCAGUGCGGUACCUGAGACGUUUGUAUGUGCUUUACCACCUCCCAGUACUAGUUUUGGCAUUAACAAUAACGAGGAUAUGCAAAAGACCUUAAAAAACUUUAGCAAAUGGAUAGACAAAGUUUGCAACGACCCAUUGCUAAUAGUCAAUGAGGAGCUCGCAUAUUUCAUAGAGAGCGAUUUCAACACUUACACUCCGAUGAGUAAGGCUAAGCAGCCUGCAUCUGGUUUACGUCGGAAAACCAUGAAGCAGCUGCCUCCUCCUUAUGACGAAGUUGUUGAACUUGCUGAAUUCCGACCUCUCGUGAAAUCGAUCUAUAUAAUCUGUCAGGAAGUCCAGAAUAAACUAUUAAGAAUGAGCAAAGCUAGAAAACAGCUCUCCCAAGAAGAAAAUGCCUUCGGCCAGAAUUUCCAUAACCUCUCAGUCGAUGAUGAAAGGCACAGUAAACUCUACAGACGCUUUGGAAAGGUAAUCACUGCAGUAGGCGACAUUGACAGUGUUAUGGCUACCUUCGAAAUGGCUACGCUCUACGAUGAUCUCAAAUGGAUUGUCCAAGAUAGCUACAUCGUUAAGGAAACCCUUACAAACCGCCACUUCCUCAUGAAGGAACUCCUCCAAGCUCAGCAGAAUACAAAGAUGAAACAAGACAGCGCUCGUAGGCUCCGCGCUAAGCGCGAUAUCAGCCCACUUAAAGUGGACGACGCCAUCCGCCAACUUAAACUCGCCACAAAAAGUGAGCACGAACUCACCGUCAAACUUCAAAGAGUCACCCAUAAUAUGCUAAUAGAAAAACAAAACUGGAUGGACUCCCUCGUAGAUUCCCUAGCUUCCACUGUCAAGGAGUACACCCUCAAAAAAAUCGAAUACGAGCGCAAAAAACUCACCCUACUGGAACGAGUCCGCUCCGAUGUGAGAAACGUCGAUACCCAAGGCGGACUAUCACGUCUAGGCCGCGAACAACUAGUCUCCAGCCCAACCUUGAACCCCUCUCAGUCGGCAAUCCAAGGUGACUCCUGGACUGCAGACCGCCGCGCUAGCCAUUGCAUCGAAAACACCGAAUUCGACAUUACAAUCCCCCAUCUCACACACUCCCCGGAACCUUCUCCAGACACACAGGACCUCUAUACUGGCCCAAUUGACGCACGCCAAGCGGCAACAAUCCUCGGAACAAGUACAUUCUAG
Eremothecium cymbalariae DBVPG#7215 is the source of this 1587-nucleotide messenger RNA. RefSeq names its product retromer subunit VPS17 (gene VPS17). Bases 1 to 1587 code for a protein of 528 amino acids. Gene Ontology annotation, biological process: intracellular protein transport; retrograde transport, endosome to Golgi. The record is from RefSeq and is a predicted model, not a curated record. NCBI's taxonomy places the organism in Eukaryota, Fungi, Ascomycota, Saccharomycetes, Saccharomycetales, Saccharomycetaceae. The transcript has a single exon. Gene Ontology annotation, cellular component: retromer, tubulation complex; endosome; retromer complex. Gene Ontology annotation, molecular function: phosphatidylinositol-3-phosphate binding.